AGAUAGAGCUAAUCUCUAGGCUGUAGGGCAGCGAACUUGAAUCAAAUGCGAUGUUCGGAAAUAUCAAAAUAUACUUCUCGGCGUUUAUCGCCUUGAUAAACUAUAUGAUAUCAAGCCGAUUGCUGAAACGCUUCCCGCCAGCAGUGAGACCCGUGGUCCAAGUCCGACAGGGUAAACUUCGUGGCGUUACGUCAACACUUCCCAAUGGAGACACAUACCAUUACUUCAAAGGUGUUCCGUAUGCAAAACCACCGCUUGGAAAGCUUCGCUUCAUGCCACCGGUUCCGAUCGAUAAAUUCUACACCGAAGUGGUCGAUUGUUUGGUGGACCGCAGCAUGUGCAUGCAGCCUAUCGUUGGAUCCUGGAUAAUAGGGAAGGAGAAUGGACUUUAUCUUAAUGUUUUUACACCGGCGUUACCCGGUGACGGUAGCGCGCGAGAUCUCAAGUUACCGGUUAUGGUAUGGAUUCACGGAGGUGGAUGGAUUACUGGUUCGGGAGCCAGUUUCAUGUACGAUCCGGUGUACUUAGUGCAAGAUGGGGUGAUUGUGGUUACGAUGAACUACCGUCUUGGGCCACUUGGUUUUCUUAGUUUGCCCAGUGCGGGAGUGCAAGGUAAUGCCGGCUUGAAAGAUCAGCUACUGGUAUUUAAAUGGGUACAGGAAAAUAUUACCCUCUUCGGGGGAGACCCUGGAAACGUAACAGUGUUUGGAGAAAGCGCAGGAAGUAUGGCCGCUUAUUUGCACUAUCUGUCACCGAAUUCCAGAAAAUACUUCCACAGAGUGAUAUGCCAAAGCGGAGUGGCUACUUCCGACUCUUCUUUUCAGCAAAAUCCAACGGAUACAGCCCGAAAGCUAGCUAAAAGUCUAGGUUACGAAGGAGAUGACGAUUUACAAGUUCUAAAAACCCUGCAAAAUGCUCCAGCGAAACUACUAAUGCAAAAACGUAACGAAGUUAUGACUCCGGAAGAUAAAAAGCUAUCCCUCCAUAUACCUUUCCGGCCGGUAAUUGAGCAAAACAUCGACGAAAACAGCAUCAUAACCGAAUCACCUGAAAUCACCCUCAAAUCAUUUGACACACUUAAAAUGCCAUUAAUCAACGGGUGUACCAGUGGAGAAGGUUUGCUAGGAGUUCGAAUGAUGCUGGGACGUUUGGAAGAGUUUGAUCGCGACGACAGUCGCCUGGUUCCGCAACUGAUGGGAAACCCUCCGGGUUUGGAUAAAUUCAAACUCGGAGCGGAAAUUAAACGGUACUAUUUCGGCGAGAAGCGAAUUGAUAAACAUUCACUGAACGAACUGAAUGAUCUUAUGUCGGACAACAUAUUCAUCACCAACACGGUGGUGGGUGCCGAGUGGCUUGCCAAGUACCAGCCCAGUGUCAAACAUUAUCACUACCGCUUCAGUUACGAUGGACAAUUUAGUUGUUGUAAAAAGCUAUUCAACUUAAGUCACGUCAAAGGAGCAUGUCACGGAGACGACCUCUUCUAUUUGUUUCGAUCGAAGUUACUGCCACAACUUCCAGAAAGCAGCGACGAAUGCCGCAUUCGGAAUCUAAUGGUACGAAUGUGGACGAAUUUUGCGAAAUAUGACGAUCCUACACCGGACGGUGAUGACCCAUUGUUAACGUGCAAAUGGGUUCCAGUAGGAACUGUCAGUAAAAACGAGGACGUGUUUGAUCUUAACUGCCUGGAAAUUGGAAUACUGCCCAAAAUGACCGUGAACCCUGCUGAAGAGCGGAUUCAACUGUGGCGAAAAUAUCUUCAAACUUACCGGAAAGGAUUUUUGUGA
Molecule: messenger RNA, 1784 nt
Organism: Sabethes cyaneus
Lineage: Eukaryota; Metazoa; Arthropoda; Insecta; Diptera; Culicidae
Product: esterase E4-like
Exons: 4
Coding region: 51-1784 (577 amino acids)
Molecular function (GO): hydrolase activity
Source: RefSeq, a predicted model, not a curated record